Molecule: messenger RNA, 1026 nt
Organism: Lycium ferocissimum
Lineage: Eukaryota; Viridiplantae; Streptophyta; Magnoliopsida; Solanales; Solanaceae
Product: RING-H2 finger protein ATL67-like
Exons: 1
Coding region: 123-755 (210 amino acids)
Biological process (GO): protein ubiquitination
Molecular function (GO): transferase activity
Source: RefSeq, a predicted model, not a curated record
ACUACACUAUUUAAUGCAGCAUCUAUUCCACUCACCCACUUUUCUUCCCUUCCUCUAAACCAAUUUCCCUUCAUUUGCCUUAACCUAAUGGACCUUAAAACCUUUCUCUUAGUCUUCUCCCAAUGUCCACCAUUUACUCCUCCCUCUACGGCCACCCACCACCACCACCACCACCACUAACCACCACCACCAAUACCCUUAUCGAUAAUCUCAACAAAAUCGGCCUUGGCUACGCCAUCGCGAUUGCCCUUGGCUUCCUUUUUCUCCUAUCCACUUUCCUCCUUUCCUCUUACCUCUGCUGCCGUUCCGCAGCAGCCCGCCGUCGUCAAGCCCAAGCUCAAGCCCAAGCCCGAGCCCGAAACCCUAACACCGAUAGCACUGGAAUAUAUGUCCCACGUGUAAUCUUCGUCGCUGAGGACGAAGAAAACAACGACGAAAUUUCAUCCCAGAAUACCAACGUGGGACUUGAUCAAGCUGUUAUAAACUCGUACCCUAAGUUGGUUUACUCAAAGAGAAACGGGAACGGAAAUGACGUCGUGUGUUCUAUAUGUUUGUGUGAUUAUAAGGAUGCGGAGAUGUUAAGGAUGUUACCAGACUGUAAGCAUUAUUUUCAUGUCCUGUGUGUAGAUGCGUGGCUGAAGUUGAAUGCUACGUGUCCGGUCUGCCGGAACUCUCCAUUGCCGACGCCGUUAUCUACACCGUUGUCGGAGGUGAUCCCACUUUCACAGUACUCCGAUGGUCGAAGGAGGCACUGAAGGAGCGGAGCUAGAAGCCCAAAUAUAGGCGGAAUUUCAGUAACUUUUGCUCAAACAGUGUAUUUUAAAGAAAGUUAUUAAAUAUUACCCCGUAUACUUGUUAAAUUUUCAUCGUUCUAAGAUUAAAAAAACAUAAGUUAAAAUCCUUUGUCUCCGGUGAUGAUGAGUAAUGGAUGAAUGGGUAGAAUUAGGGAAUUUUGGAAGUGUGAAAAGAUUUUCCUACUGUAGGGCGCUUGAUUUUUUUGUUUUUGUUUUUUUGUUUUUUGUUUUU